AAACGUAUGAAAAUUUUCCGAAACGUCGCGGAAAAACAGGCGCAAGCUCUAUCGGAAAACCCUGCACGCAUGCCUGAAUACUAGGAUCGUUUUCCACGUUUAUUGUGAAAGCUGCACGGGGCGUCAACACAUGAAAAACGUUUGUGGGAAAACACUCCUUCACAAGGAUAAGGAGAACCCCAACCGGGGGAAAUGUACAUCCAGUCCGCCCCUGUAAUGGAAAAUCCCCUGGAUGCACUUUCACAAACGGGAACGGCAGCUAGGUGACCCAAUUAAGGAGAGAUGUCCUUCGAAGCUGACAAGCAAUUCUUGUGUCCCCGACUGAUAGACUAUCUGGCUAUCGUCGGGGUCAAAUCCAGCAAUAACGCCACCAAAUUAAGCUCAAGUACCUCGAUACAAUCUCCAGAACUACUGCGGCGGUACCCAAUUCAAGACCACAAGGAUUUCCCAAUGCCCCUUGACAUGGUGUACUUCUGUCAGCCGGAGGGCUGUUCUUCAGUAGGACCAAAACGGACAGCUCAAAGGGACGCCACAUCUUUCGUCUUCACCUUAACGGACAAAGAUUGCGGCAAGACACGUUACGGCAUCUGCGUCAACUUCUACAGGCCGAUCGAGAAGCUAUCGGCUGGACUAUCGGCGUCCGGUAGACGGGCAAGCACAAGCAUCAGAAGGAACUCCUGGAGGAAGAGCAUGGAGAAGAGUUCAGACUCGGCUUUUUCUAGUGAUUACAGAAGCAGCAACGUUGGGCCAAGCGACUCGGAAAAAGACACGAGUAGGAGGGACUCUGAAUCCUUGACACCAAACCUAACAACACCUAGGUUGGGAGUGACCGCCCCUUCGAACGACUCCGAGAGUGGGGGAAGUCACUCACCAUCACCUAGAGCUAGCAGAAAAAGAAAUAGGAUAAAAAAUCACUCCCUUACCUCCCUUUGUCUUUUAUCGCAUCAUCCCUUCUUCACGUCGUUUAGAGAGUGUCUGCACAUAUUGAAGAAGCUCAUAGAUGCCUGCAAUGAAUCUUCGAAUCCUAGAAGAGUUGGCGGGUCAAAACAGGCUCCUAGGGAGAGUGUUUGGAGUGUCUUAACUGGACAAGCUGGGGAAGGUGCGUCUUCUAUAGUUCUUCACGAUGUUAGGGAGAUCGAGACGUGGAUUCUGAGGUUGCUCUCAGCUCCAGUUCCAAUACCAGGAAAGACAAGGGUGGAAGUAGAAGUAUUAUCACCAAGUGUAUACAGCCCUCUAGUGUUUGCCUUACCAAGUCAUACUCGAUUUAGCCUUGUGGACUUUCCUCUACAUUUGCCUUUAGAAUUAUUAGGUGUCGAAACUUGUUUGAAAGUUCUUACGAUUAUUUUACUGGAAAACAAAAUAAUUUUCCAGAGUAGAGACUAUAAUGCUCUUUCAAUGUCUGUGAUGGCUUUUGUUACGAUGUUAUAUCCUUUAGAGUACAUGUUUCCGGUAAUACCAUUGCUACCAACCUGUAUGAAUUGCGCCGAGCAGCUCUUGUUGGCACCCACUCCUUAUGUAAUUGGUCUUCCAGCUAGUUUUCUGAUGUUCAAGAAGAAUUUCAGACUUCCUGAUGAUGUCUACUUGAUCGAUUUGGAUUCGAAUAAGCUCUUGGCCCCUCAAGAGAUACCUUCACUACCAGAACCCGAAGGAACAAUACUCAAGAAUCAUUUGAAGCAGGCUAUGCAACUGAUGGAUACUGUUGGUGUUGGAGCUAUAUCGGGUCUGUCCACUCCGAAUAACCAGCCGACGCAGUUACAGCCAUCGAGGAGAGACAGCGUGUCGAACACUUUGAGCAUUUCCAAACAGAAAUCUCCAGAUCCGACACCGCUGCAUUCGCCUCAUCAAUGUCCCUCGCCCAGGCUAUCUAUAACGCCCCAGUCGACUCAAAGUUUGAGCCCUCAAAAGUCGGGCGUUUCGCCUUCUUCGCCUGGUGGUGUGAACAACUUCAUUUAUGGAAACGACGUCGAUUCCGUUGAUAUUGCAACAAGGGUGGCUAUGGUGCGUUUCUUCAACUCCCAGAAUACCCUGGCCAACUUCACAGAGCACACCAGAACUCUGCGUCUAUACCCGAGGCCGGUAGUCGCCUUCCAGAUCAACAGUUUCCUCAGAUCUCGUCCAAGAGCCUCGCAAUUUCUCAACAGAUUCGCCAGGACACAGGCCGUCGAGUUUCUUGCAGAAUGGUCGUUGACUCCCACCAACGUCGCUUUUCAAAGGGUUCAGACUGGCGUUUUGGAUCCAUCUCAGAUUGGAGACAAGUCCAAGUGGUUCUUGCACACCUUGGAUCCCAUCAAAUUCAACGUAUGGGACGAUGGCAGCUCUCUGAAUGGAGCUUUAAGAUUACUCCAAAACCCCGAAAACCAACCGACCGAUGAAAGUGGUUCCGACUCCGAAGGUGUCGAAAGCACCAGCUCAAGCUACUCCUCGCUCAGCGACUUCGUCUCGGAGAUGGCAUCUUCCGACCUCUCCCCAUGUGCAGCCUCCUACCAGGACCGCAGGAAAUCCUCGCAGAACAUGUGCCUCUCCUCCAACAUCGAUAUAGAGUCGGUCUACCAUCCUCCUGACAGCCUCCUGUACCCCGACAGUGGGCUGCCUUUGAAACUCGAGUCGCCGAGCAGAUCGAGCUCGAGCAGCGAGUCCGACCUGAGCUCGCCCUCGUUCAACAGGGACUCGGAGUUCGAGUUCGGCAAGCCGAAGGCGGAGCCAAGCAAGGAGAACGGAGGAGGGGGAAGCAUGGAGAACGAGUCGGACUCGAACUCGACGACCACGCCCAAGACCAUAGUAAGUUCGAAUACUAUUAGGCCGGAGUCUUCGAACGAUUCGUUGGAUAGGUCGGCCUUGAGAGGUCGCAGGUCAGUGACGCCGGUACCCCCUAUAGCACCUUAUUUGCAAAAACAGCCGAGCGUAGGUAACGUCCUAGCUAGGACGUCCAGUUUCGGGUCGUCCGGCAACUCAUCUCAGUCCGGCGGUGGUACCCCGACCCUGGUCCAGAGACAGAGCUCUCAGGGCUCCCUCUUCGAACAGUUCGCCUCCCAGGCUAAAGAGCUAGUCAAAGAGACCACGAGGCAGAGCAGCCAAGACGGCCUGCUGGCCCACAUGGACAAGUUCAAACACCAAGCCAAAGAGAAACUAUCAGAAGCCGAAGAAAGCCAUAUAUUUGCACCAUUUGACAAAUUGACCCACCACGCAAAGAAAGCUGCUGAAGAAGCCACCAAGAGUGUACAGGAAGCGGGAAAAUCUGCCUUAUCCGCCAGCAAAACAGCCACUGCUGUCAGCAAGAACACCCUAGAAGAUUUGACUUACGUCGGUAAAUCUACCCUAGGCGACUUGACCAAGAGCGCGAAAGAAGUGGCCAAAAAGGGUUUGAUGAGGGGUGACUCUUUCAACAAGUCCAUAGAAGAACGACGCGAUUCUACCAGCAGUUCGACCUCGGUGAUAGCAACAUCCAACGUUAUCACCGGCGCAGGAAGAGAUUUCUUCUCCAACAUAAGCUCCGACAUAAACGGGAUAGCAGCUAGUACCUCGAACAUGUUCUCCGAUCUCUUCGGCAGCAAAAAGGAGAAAAUGAAGCAAGAGGCGCAGGCGCAGGUCCAACCCAAACGCAAGGAUUCCAAGGUCGGCAUGUUUGGUCCUUUCCCUACCGGUCCCAAAGGAUUGGUGGAGAAGAGUCCUCUGAUAAAGCAUUCGAUUCGGUCCAAGGAAGAGGUUCAGAGGAAGCAGACCACGGAGAGAACCACGACGAACACUGAGAACCAAGCUUUCCUCAAAGAUGUUGUAAAUCAAGUCCUGGAAGGUGAAGGAGUUGGCUGGCUCAAGCUGAACAGGCUGAAGAAACUUAUGGAGGACGAAUCCUACAGGAACUUCGUCCUCAGCAAGAUAAAUAAGACACUAGACCGAAAAAUAGCACCAGAUGAUCACAUAGAUGACGUUUGCGUUUCCAAACCCAUCUGGAAGGGUAUGGCGAAGAUAGUGCAAGCAAUAGUUCACGGCCUGGAAGUAACAUACGAGAACUACGGUUUGGGAGGAAUGGCAUCGGUGUUCCAGCUGCACGAAGUGGCACACACGCACUACUGGAGCAGAGAUGUGACCGAUUAUAGUACGGGCGGUGAUUUCACUCAGGUGGGUUAUUUAUUGUUAUACUUUUUGAGCAGGGAUCACCUAACACUUUUUUUCCAGAGUUCGAGUCCAAGGUCACCUCAGAGUCCACGUUCUUCGCUGCAGCUAGAUUGGGACAACUCAAGGAAAUCUUCCACCGAGACACCAGAAGUUAGACUGACUAGUGACGAAUCAGAAGAAUCUCAACAAUCGACGACAGACAUGUUUAAGGACAUGAUAACCCAGAAGAAGAACCUCCUGUUCAGCAAACUGACGUCCUUCGAUUCUGAGGCCGAAGGUGGAAUGCAUGGUUCGGGUGGUACAGUUUCCCCCUCAGGUGGUUCUAUCACCACUGGACCAGCCUGCGGCUUGAACAGGGGCGGUCUGCAAUCCUCCUAUCGAUCAACAGUGUCGGACACCGAGGUCGAGAAUCUACAGUAUCCGAAAACUAACAAAACAAGAACGUCUAGCGUUUGGUCUAGUAAGUCGUCUCUGAGCACCGGAUUUAGGUACCAUGGAGGUCAAAUAGUCAACACCGUUACUUCUCCUUCUCCAGAAACUGCUAGGACUUACCUCUUCGAGGUUCUGGUCGCUAAGGAUAGGUCCAACUUGUGGAACCAAAUGCAGUUCUGGGAGGAUGCGUUUCUGGAUGCUGUUUCACAAGAAAGGGAUAUGGUUGGGAUGGAUCAGGGUCCAAGAGAGAUGAUGGAAAGGUACAAAAGCCUCAGCGAAACCGAGAGAAAGAGACUGGAGUUCGAGGAAGACAAGUUGCUCGCCACCAUGUUAUACAACCUGACGGCGAUUCUGGUCAUGUUGAACUGCAACAAGAUGGAGAUCAAGAGGAAGAUCAGAAGGCUUCUCGGAAAGAGCCACAUCGGCCAAGCACACAGUAAAGAGGUCAACAUGCUGCUAGACCAGAUAAACAAAUUGAAUGGCAACGACAUCGACUUGAAACCUUUGGGAUCACGGUUGUUGCACCGGCAGAGUUUUACAGUCCACCAAGGUGUGGAUGGUGGUGGUGAGUUGAGGUUCUUGGAGGUUAGAGACGAUGGUUUGGUUCUAAGAUCUGUGACUGGGAUUAUAAUAGAGAGGUGGUGGUUCGAGAGACUGGUCAAUAUGACUUACAGUCCCAAAAAUAAAGUACUAUGCCUUUGGAGGAGGAAUGGACAGCAGACGCAGUUGCAUAAAUAUUACACCAAGAAGUGCAAACAGCUGUAUUACUGCAUCAAGGAAGCCAUGGAAAGAGGAGGAGUGGCAGGAACAGCUCCAGAACUUGGCGGAGAAUUUCCGGUACAGGACAUGGUGACCGGAGAAGGAGGUUUGCUCCAAGUCUGUCUGGAAGGUGUCGGUUUACUGUUUGAAACCAGCAAGGACUUUGAGUUUUUCAUAAGGAUUGAUCAUAUAAGGAAGUGCUUCACCCAGAAGGGGACUGUAUUUGUUAUUGAGGAAUAUAAUCCAAAAACAAGGCAAAUAACCCAGAGAAGGUACAAAUCGCAGAUGGCCGACCAGAUCUGCUACUCGGUGCUCUGCGUCUUCUCCUACCUGGCAGCUGGCAACGAGAAGUUCUCUUCCAACGAGAAGGUACCACCAAGCACCCCUCAGCCUCCUUCGGUGUUCGUCCCGAUGUUGAGCAGUUGUAUGGUGCCUGCAACAUCCCCACCAGAUCCCGUACCUUACGAGCCAGCUCCCCCACCAGACGCAAAAAACCAAACUGAGAAGAGGGGGCUAGCAAUAGCGUCAAGCCAAUUACCGCCAGGAUCAGUCACACCUACCGGAGGACCGCCCUCUUAUCCCCCUCCAGCAUUACCACCCGGGGUGCAGCCUCCAGCCCCUCCACCAGGAAAUAUAAAGCCAGUGGUUGGGUCCUCUCAAGUUCCUCCAGGGAGACCGGGGAGACCUCCCCCCAUCCCUCAUCGUUCCUCGUUAAGCAGGCAGCCGUCUACCCCUCCACCCCCUCCCAGACCCAAGUGACGCAGCAGGGGACUCUCUUUGCCCUUGAUCUACGGGGAUGAUGUUUUUUGCGUGGUACCGUCUUGUCUUCCAUGGGUGUGAGUGGGUUCUUCGUCUCAUCCAGUGUGAGGUGGUUUCUCGUUGUUCGUAUUACGGGUCUUUAAGGGGUUGUGGGAUGUCGACAGCUGGAAGAUUCUGGAUGAUGUAGUUCAAUAUUAAAUUUUACCGCAUAAUUUUAAUUAUCUGAAUAUCAUUUAUGAAAUGCACAGCACAAAAAGUAAUGAGACUAAAAUUCUUGAUGAAUUGCACAUAUUGCUAAGACUGUUGAAAAGAACUGACGAAUCUAUGUUAGGUAAAAAAUUCCAGCAUGUUUUUUGUUUAGGAAAUAUUGUUGUAUAGUUAUUUUCAAAACACUUGUACAGAUAGAGAUGUUUUACUUAUAUCACAUUUAUUAUCAUUAACCUCUGACGUCAUAUAUGACGUGCCAGCUUUUAACAGAAAUGUCAAAAUUUAGACUGAAAUAGCCCUUAAUAGGACGCAUACUCCAGUUUCUACGAAAAUUGUCAACUAGAAAUUCCUAGAAUGUCUCAUUAUAUUUUGUCCAGUGUAAUUAGUAUUUAUGUUUAUAUCUCAAGAAAACUUGAGUGGCAGAAACAUGAGAAUUUGAAAUCAGUGUUAUGGCAUAUCGAAAAAGAAAAUUGAAAUAUACCAGUUAUUGACAAUAUACACUCGACUAUUUCAGAGGUUGUAGACUUAUAUUUUUUUAUAGCUAGGAUGAUUUCGUUGGAUUGUAAUUAAAUGAAUGAAGUCGUACCCUCCAAAUUUUUGUCCCUCCAAUUUUGGGGUUGCUACGAUAAAACUUAAUAGGAAAAAAAAAUCGAGAUUCUAUUGAGUUAUUGUUGUGAUUAUUGAUUCAUUCAUAUCAGAUUGAAAAUAUUUCUUUUUUUGUGUUUAGAAAUAUAUUCAACACGAAGUUACAUUAUAGAGAUUUUUAAACUGAUUCUUUUCAAGUUGAGAAUUGACGAUUUUAUUGAAAUGUUGAUAUUGUUUCGGAGAAAAGAGAAUGUGCCUACAACUUUGUGUGUACUUGUACAGGAUGUCAUAGACUUUGCUCUCGUUCGUAUAGUGAAAUACUGUUGCAAAAUUUCUUUGUGCAAGCAAUAUCGAUGGCGUAUUUUAUAAAUUUCAAUUGAGUAUUUUCAAGUGGCUGAUAUGUAACUAUUUUUUAUGUGAGAUUCGAAAUAAUAUAUUAUGAAUAGCA
Molecule: messenger RNA, 7303 nt
Organism: Harmonia axyridis
Lineage: Eukaryota; Metazoa; Arthropoda; Insecta; Coleoptera; Coccinellidae
Gene: Rab3-GEF
Product: MAP kinase-activating death domain protein
Exons: 31
Coding region: 283-6063 (1926 amino acids)
Biological process (GO): regulation of apoptotic process; regulation of Rab protein signal transduction
Cellular component (GO): cytosol
Molecular function (GO): guanyl-nucleotide exchange factor activity
Source: RefSeq, a predicted model, not a curated record